UGUUGUUAUUAGCGUUAGCUAGAGACAGAGAUGUCUGCACCAUGGACCUUCCCGAGCCCAUAAGAAGACGUCUGGGAGAUUUUUCAAGAACUGUUUUUGUGGAUCCGACUCAUUCCCGACUUUCGCCUGAGGAUCAUGUCACAUUUCUUAAUCAGAACAGAGAAGUUGUAUCAAACCUCCCUCUUCAGAUGUCCCUUUUUUUCAACCUGUGGUUCUUUCCUCUGUGGUGGAUUAGUGAAGUAGUGAUGCUGCACCUCAAAUACACUGCUCUCCCGGACUACUACAAGUUCAUCUUAAUCACCAUCCUAAUUUUAAUGACUCUCAUCGAGGCUAUCAGACUCUACCUGGGUUACGCAGGGAAUCUGCAAGAAAAGGUCCCUGAACUGGCUGGUUUUUGGCUCCUGAGCCUCCUUCUGCAGUUCCCUUUAACACUCUUCCAGCUCUUCAAUGAAGCUAUACUAAUUCAACCUUUGGAAAGAGGAGUUCAUAUAAUUCUCGCCUUGUUCAUUCUGGCAGAGGCUCUGUCUGGUUUUGUCGCCCUUCGUGCAAUGGUCAGACACACUGAAAGCCGCUUCCACCUUCGCCAGUUUAAUGGGAUUCAAGAACUUGGAGCAUGACAAGUGGUUCUGCUGCUGAAGAACUGCAUACAUCUUUGAUAAUAUUAUUUGAAAGACUAAAGUGAUCAUUAGUACUGUUCAUGUGAAAUAUUUUGGAGCAUUAUGUCUUUUUUCACCCAAUCAGUUUUGUUAUAUCAGCAGUGCAUCUUGUCAUAGAAUUUUAUAUGGUUAUUUAUGUUUCUUUAAAAAAAACGAAGAACAAAUACUUGUGUUUGUCUUACUAUAG
This is a messenger RNA of Colossoma macropomum (tambaqui), 843 nucleotides long. It is a transcript of the gene tmem17, whose product is annotated as transmembrane protein 17. The record is from RefSeq and is a predicted model, not a curated record. The coding region runs from base 42 to 617 and encodes 191 amino acids. The transcript is spliced from 5 exons. Gene Ontology annotation, cellular component: ciliary transition zone. Lineage: Eukaryota; Metazoa; Chordata; Actinopteri; Characiformes; Serrasalmidae. Gene Ontology annotation, biological process: non-motile cilium assembly.